AAUCUCAAAAUCUACACAUUGCAGCUUUUGUUUCGAUACAGUCUCUCUCGAUCAUUUCAAGGAUGGCUGAAUCAAUUCCAUUUGCUGUUUCUUCAAAUCUCAUUCACAGGUUGGCCUCCGCAGAUUUUCUUGAAUUUGGACAGGAGUAUGAUGUGAAAAAAGAGUUGGAAGAGCUUAAGAAGACAAUUGAAUCUAUCAAUGAUGUCCUCCUUGAUGCUGACCAUAGACAAGAACAAGUUCGUGUGCGUAAUUGGAUAUCUGACUUCAAAGAAGUACUCCAUGCUGCAGAUGACUUCUUAGAUGACCUUGCUAUCGAAUUUAGGAGAGGCAAAUUGGGUGCAGCCGAAGGAAAAGAAAUAAACAGGGUACUUCGUUCCAUUUCAUCUUCAAAUCAACUUCCUUUAUACAAUGAAAUGCCUGGCAAAAUUAAGGAAAUACGAGAAAGUUUUAACGGUGUGGUAAAAGAAAUGAAGGAUUUGAAUUUAUACCCAAGAUCUAUUGUGGUCACGCAAACUGAUAGUGGAUGGAGGGAAACAUGUUCUUUUGUGUUAGAGACAGAUAUCAUUGGAAGAGAUGAUAGUAAAAUGGAGAUUAUUAGUCUGUUGAGACAACCUCAUGAAAACCAUAAAGUUUCUGUGAUUGCCAUUGUUGGCAUUGGUGGCUUGGGGAAGACAGCUCUUGCUCAAUUAGUGUAUAAUCAACAGGAAUUGCAGGAAUUUUUUGAGAUGCAAAUGUGGGUGUGUGUCUCUGAUGUAUUUGAUGUGAAAACUAUUCUGAAGAAAAUAUUAGAAUCAAUUACUGGUGACCAAGUUGAAGACAAGUUAUCAUUAGGCAACUUGCAAAGAAAACUUCAUGAAAAAAUAAGUGGUAAGAAAUAUUUGUUGGUCCUGGAUGACAUUUGGAAUGAGAGACAUGACAAAUGGGCUGAAUUGAGAAAGUACCUGAUGUGUGGUGCCCAAGGUAGUAAGAUUUUAGCGACAACUCGAAGUGAAAAUGUAGCAAAGUCAAUGACUACUAGCACUUCCUAUCCUUUGAAAGGUUUGACGGAUGAAGCAUCGUGGAGUUUGUUAAAGAAUAUUGCAUUUGAGGAUGAUUCCGAAGGAGUGAAUCAAAAUCUAGAAUCAAUGGGGAAAGAAAUAGCCAAAAAAUGCAAAGGGGUUCCACUAGCAGUUAAAACGCUGGGAGGCCUGUUACGGGGACAAAAGGAAGAAAGGGAAUGGGAGAAUGUUUCACGUGGUGACUUCUGGAAAUUAUGUGAAGAGCAAGAUAGUAUUAUGCCAAUUCUAAAACUCAGUUACCACAACUUGUCGCCAGAAAUGAGACAAUGUUUUGCUUAUUGCUCUUUAUAUCCCAAGGAUUCAAGAAUUUCAAAGAAUAAGUUGAUUAAGUCAUGGAUGGCACAGGGUUACCUUAAAUGUUCAACUGAAAAACAGCACAUGGAGGAUGUCGGUAAUCAAUUUGUAAAGAUGUUUUUGAUGGACUCAUUUUUUCAAGAUGCAGAAAGUAAUGACUAUGGUGAGAUCAUUCUUUUCAAAAUGCAUGAUUUAAUUCAUGAUCUUGCAAUGCUUGUUUCUGGCAAUGAUUGCUGUUACUUGGAUAGUAAGGCGGAGAAAGUUGAAGGUAGACCCAUGCACGUAUCAUUGGAAUCUGAAGAGGCCAUUCAUUUGUUGAAAUCAUUAGAUCCGAGCAGACUGCGAACUUUGAUUUUGCCGUAUGACUUGAAAGAGGAGGAAUAUUUGUCGGUUAUUGCAAAGUUCAAAUACUUACGUGUCUUGAGGAUGUCAUCUUUUCCUUUCUACAGAUUGUUUGAUUCAAUUGGAAAAUUCAAGCAUUUAAGAUAUCUUGACAUAACUGAUGAUUACAACUUGAGUGGGAUGCCAGUUGGGUUGGGAAAGUUGUGCUGGUUGCAAUUCUUAUCAAUCUUUGUCGUGGGAGACAGCCAAGAAACAAAAUAUGGCACAUUAAAUGAAUUGAAAGACUUAAACCUGAGAGGAAAAUUAAAAAUUCGGGAUCUCGAUCGUGUCAGAGACGUGGCUCUGGAAUCACAUGAUGUAAAUUUAAAAGAAAAAAAAUUCCUUCGUUCCUUGACUCUAGAUUGGUCGUAUGAAAAGAUCAUCGGUAACAGUUUACAAUUGUUAGAAAACCUUGAGCCCCACCAUAAUCUUAAGCAAUUGACUGUGCAUGGUUAUCCAGGUAUGCGUUUCUCAGAUUGGCUCUCUCUCCUCACAAAUAUUGUUCACAUCUCUCUCUCCGACCUUUGUAAUUGUGGUUGUCUCCCACCGUUGGAACGUCUCCCUUACCUGAAGUCACUUAAGAUUGACUGUUGUUUUGAAUUGGAAUACAUAUCUCUCUACGAAGAUGGUUUUGCAGUAACCUUCUUCCCCUCUUUGGAUAGCCUCAAAUUAUUUGAUUGUCCCAAGCUCAGGGGAUGGCGGAGGCGGGGAGAUGAUAUCAGUGAUUCACAUAAUCUCUCCUCAUCUCUUUCAUUUCCUCGUCUUUCUCAGCUGCAACUCUAUCUCUGUCCACAGUUGACUUGCAUGCCUACUUUUCCAAACGUUAAGGAUUUAAGAUGGCGUUAUAGCAGUGCGGAGGCAUUAAUAGGAACACUAAACACAACUAGAACAGCGUUAACAUGUUCAGCUGAAUCAUCUUCCUCCGCUGCUCCUCUUUCCAUGCUCAGAGAAUUGGGCAUAUCUGCUGAUCCAAUGAAUUUACCAAAAGGUUGGAUGCAAAAUCUGACUUCUCUCGAGUCUCUUGAAAUUGAACGGUGUGACAGUGAAACACUUGAGGAAUUUGAAACUGGGUUCAAGAACGACACCAACUGCCUUCCUUCUCUGCGAAAAAUCAGCAUAUAUGAGUGUGAAAGGCUAAAGGCUUUGCCAGAUUGGAUUUGCAACCUCUCAUCGCUUCAGCACAUCAGGAUCUACGAUUGCCCAAAUUUGGCAUUGCUCCCCGAUGGAAUGCGUGGUCUUACCGACUUAAAGAUCUUUGAGGUCAUCUAUUGUUCCCUCUUACUUAAAGAAUGCCAAACAAAGACUGUUAGUCGCCAAAUCGCACACAUCCCACAAAUCAUCCUUCGUGGUGAUUAGUGAUGAUAAAGGAAACCAGGACGAAUAGUAUCAGGCUCACAAUGUAUGGAUGGAUGAGAACUGCUAUCAAACUUAGUUAUUUUGAGUUAUGUAUUGGAUAUUUUCAGUUCUAUAUCAUCCUUUUAAAACAGUUGUAAAACUACUAUUUCUUUUUUGUUGCUGAUGAAAGUUUUAGGAUCUUUGUUUUUCUAAAAGUACUCAUGAAUUAAUGAAAUUUUACUCUAUGAACCUUAUAUCAU
Molecule: messenger RNA, 3328 nt
Organism: Abrus precatorius (Indian licorice)
Lineage: Eukaryota; Viridiplantae; Streptophyta; Magnoliopsida; Fabales; Fabaceae
Product: putative disease resistance protein RGA1
Exons: 3
Coding region: 63-3089 (1008 amino acids)
Biological process (GO): defense response to other organism
Molecular function (GO): ADP binding
Source: RefSeq, a predicted model, not a curated record